AUGCCUCAAGUUCAAGGAGAUUUGAUCUCUGACGCAUGUAGCAAAGCUUUGUACAAAGAUCUUUGUGAGAAGACACUCCGAGCGGACCCCAGUAGCAGUGGUGCCACGGUCGAUGGCCUAGCCAAAAUCGCACUCAAAGCAGCGUCUUCGAGCGCCAAAACCAUCCAAGGCCAGAUCACCACUCUACUCAGAACGGCCAAGGAUAAGGCUGUCAUAGCUGCCUUGAACGAUUGCACUGAGAAUUAUGAUGGCGCGAAUGAGCAGCUCGGUGACUCGCUCAAGGCCAUGGUUGCUAAACACUACUCGGAUGUUAACACUUGGGUCACGGCUGCCAUGACCGAUGGUGACUCGUGCGAGGAUGGGUUCAAGUCAGGCACCUCUCCUUUGACACAAGCCAAUACCAACUUCGGUCACCUUUGCAGUAAUGUCUUGGCCAUAACAAACCAACUUCGUUGA
This is a messenger RNA of Humulus lupulus (European hop), 456 nucleotides long. Its product is annotated as pectinesterase inhibitor-like. The record is from RefSeq and is a predicted model, not a curated record. NCBI's taxonomy places the organism in Eukaryota, Viridiplantae, Streptophyta, Magnoliopsida, Rosales, Cannabaceae. Gene Ontology annotation, biological process: negative regulation of catalytic activity. Bases 1 to 456 code for a protein of 151 amino acids. The transcript has a single exon. Gene Ontology annotation, molecular function: enzyme inhibitor activity.